GUAAGCCUAUUGAUAGAACGUCAGUAGAUAUUACAGAGAAAUUAGCUUAUAUAACAACACUUUCGUUCAGGGCUAAUGCACAGACGAGAAAAGUGUGCGAUGGAGUGCAGACACACCUAGUAUAAGCCUUGCAGCAACAGAUCCACUCUCACAUUUUGGACUUUCAUUUUAAUGACUUCACGAGUUAGUAUGGCUACCCAUAUGAUUACGACGGCAUUAUUAAUACUCUGCAUUUGUUUCUUCAACGUUGGAUUUUCUCAGAACAUUGUUGAAAGACCACGGGACCUGACUGUUCGAGAGGGGAGGAACGUUCUUUUUCGUUGCAUCAUCAGGAAUCUCCAAAGCAACCAGAAUGUCUACUGGUUUCGCCUAUCAACGCGGCGGUUUAUAACGGUUAACCGGAUGGUCAAUUCGAACGUACCGCAGGGAAACCGCCUCUCUAUCCUUGGUAAUGCCAACCUUGGUGAGUACUUUUUGCAGAUUCGUAACGUCGAGCUGGCUGAUGCUGGUACCUACCGAUGCGGUUAUGCGGUCCCAAACUUGUCAUUUACGUUUGCUGGUGCCGUUCUUGAAGUGCAGCGACCACCUAAUGAAGGUUCGCCGAUGUGUAGCGUUUCUCCAAACGGUCUAAACGUUGGUGAUGUAGCGACGAUAACAUGUAGAUCUGAAGGCGGCCAACCGCCGGCGUCGCUAGCCUGGAGGUUAGAAGAAACUGUCCUAACGGAGCUGAAAGAAUCGCGUAACGUUCUGUCGGUCGUUGUAAGCGCCGAACAUAAUGGACAAGAGUUUAUUUGCGACGCCGAGUCUCCUGCAAUCGACGAACCGCGUUUUUGUAGCGUCACUCUUUUGUCGAUUCGUCCUGAUGUUCGUGUCGAGCCUCCUCUCGGCAUCGCAGAGGUUGGAGGACGUAUCGUUUUUACCUGCAUCGCGUUCGGCCUACCCGAAAUCGUCCGAUACGAAUGGUUAUUUAACAACAAGCCCGUAGAUGACAUCCAACGAUUGGAAGUAAGCCUGGAUGGUAGAACUCUGAUAAUUAAUGACAUUAAACUGGAAGAUGACGAAAGCCCGGUCCACUGUACUGCGACUACAACGCAGGGAUUGUCAGGAACUUCAGGCGCUUUACUCCGAGUCGAAGACUUUGGUACAUUUACGGUUGAACCAACAACCAUAAAUGCAACGGAUUUCAAUAACGACACCAUGGAAGGUCAAGCUGGUAAAACCUCCCCUGUCGUCAUUGCUAUAAUAGUCAUCGCUGUCAUCAUCGGACAGGUCUUGAUUGUCAUCAUAGUGUACGUAAUUCACAGAUGUGUAAACAGAAUGAUGACAGAGAGAAAAGCAAGACGUCGCUCUACGUCUGUUAUGAGAGACAUGAACGUGAUAAAUCCCCAACCAGCUAGGACGAAAGCUACAGAUAUGGAAGAGAACAUUUAUGUUGGUGGCGUGAGUAUUCCAGAUCGUAGCGACAUUGAUCCAGAAACCGGUGCACCAAAGGUGUUUUACAAUAGCAUAACUGACUCGUCGUUUGAUAGCAUGGGUGAAGGGGUCUACUCGCAAGGACCAACAACUCCCCAUACCGACAUUUAUCUAGGUGAAGUCGGUAUCCCUUUAACAACUCCUCCAGAGCGACCAGAAAGAGGGCGUCCUUCUCUAACGUCCCCUCCCUCGCCAUUAUACAGCAAUCCUACAGAUCUAGAUCAAGGUAUUCAGCAACCCCAGGGCCGUCUACCGCAUCGGACAGAGCCCCCUACGUCACCGUCUAACAUUUCGGAGUCCCCAUACGGAUACGAUGAGGUGCCUUUUGUCGAGGCAGAGGAAGAACAUAGGCGUCCUCCGCCGCCUACCAGUACCCCACCACGCCCACCUGUCGUUGUUACCUCUCCACCACCAAACAAGCCCCCUCCAAGAGUCCCAGCUGAUCAACGUCGGUCCAAUCCACAGGGGAGAGUCCCGCCUCAGAAUAACCAGUACUGUGGUUUGAACCCUGAUCGUCCUGAUAGCCGAUACCUCAGUCUGCGCCACUACGACGAGGCUUACUCCGAUGACUUACUUCAGCAAGGCGCGAGGCUGAGCGGGGAAGAAUACAGCCCGUACGAUCACCCCGUGACUGAUCACGACGAUGACCACCACGUUGAUGACGAUGAACACCACGAGGACUAUGGUUACGUGUAUGAACUACCGCCUGCUAAUUCCACGCCGGAUGAGUUGUAUGACGUCCCUCCCGAUGCCGAAAAACGCGAAUAUACGUUCAUGGGUUCUAAUUUGCCUCCAAAAUAAGGCAAAAGGAAAAGACUGUUUAGUCAUUUCAGGACAACUUAUUAGAGAACAAAAGUAAUGAUUCUAAAAUAUUUGUACUUAAAUGUGUAUCGGACUCAAUAUCAAUGGCUGGUCCAUUCGAUUUGUUUGUCAUAAAGAGCCAAAACGCCAAGGUCUGUUUUUUAUUUUGUUCAAAUGGUUUUUAGAGAGGGUAUAUUUUUCUGAUAUGAUCACUAUCUAGUCAGAGCAUAACACAACGAGUAACUUUAAAGUUGAAGUAGUUAUUAAUUAAUUCCUUUUUCAGUGCUGAUUGCAUAAUGGAUGAUACAGAUAACAUUUUAUUUGUCUGCACAUUUCCCUGCAUAAAGGUUUUUAUUUUCAACAUAUUUGUCAACGUUUUUUAAAAUAAUUCUAUCGCUCUCUUGAUGGCGACAAGUACUUCUUGAAACCUCGAGGACCGGAACUGUUAAACCAUGUUUUGGGUACCCAUCCUAGUAUAAAGAAUAAACUGUGUUAACUAUACAAUCUAAAGGCUUGUUCAGACAUUACGCGAAGGUUUUUCGAUGAUGACGUAAAGUGUAAUACACGCCACAUUUCUGCAUAAUUAUUAUAACACAGAGCUCAGUGAAUUGGCACACUACCUUGGUUGUCAAUAAUUUACAAAACCGCCACGGCCUUUUUAGGUUUUUUGUUAGGCUUUUUUCCUGUGAUUUUACCGCGUCUAAUCUGAACGAGCCUUUAUUCUCAAUACCAUUUUCCAUACACAGGCAUAGCUAGUUCUUACAAAUAAUAUGACAUUGUUUUCAGGAGGAAUUGUCUGAUCAGCUCACUUCACUCAUGCUGAUCAUGAGCCGAUAUCGGUUUCCUUUAUCCAGAUAUCCGGAGCACAUUCUAAACAGUUGCUUAUCAGGAUAUUGAUAUCAGUGUUAUCUAAUCAUGAUUAGAUUGUACUUUCGGUUUGGGUCAUAAUUGACCUGAACUAUUAAGAAGACAGGCCGUGUUGUACACUGACAUCUUAUUUAAAUUUUACUCGAUUAUGGUUGCGCAAAUGGUCAUGAAGGUAGUCUUUUGAAAAUGCAACAUAAUAAUAUAUAUCUGUAAAGCGCUUUGAUAGGACCUUCCGUCCGGAAAAGUGCUAUAUAAGAACUAGUUAUUAUUAUUAUAUGUAUACACAGCGGCAUAUCCAGAAAGUGUAUGUAAAAUGUGGAGGGGAGGGGGGGGGGGCGUAAUACGAAAUUACCAAUGUCGACGCCCAUUAUAUUAAAUCACUUACACUCUCAAAUUUAUAGAAUGUUAAAUCACCAUUUGAAAGGACUGAGGGUUGGCCACUUUGUUUAGAGUGGCGGAUAAACAAUUUGAACAUAUUGGAAUCCAACGAUCUCAAGGUUGAAUAUAACAUGUUAAAAGAAAUAAUCUAACAUUUUGAAAAAGUACUUUUUAGAUG
Messenger RNA from Strongylocentrotus purpuratus (purple sea urchin), 3697 nucleotides. RefSeq lists its product as uncharacterized. Lineage: Eukaryota; Metazoa; Echinodermata; Echinoidea; Camarodonta; Strongylocentrotidae. The record is from RefSeq and is a predicted model, not a curated record. The transcript has a single exon. Bases 172 to 2274 code for a protein of 700 amino acids.